CAAUUACGAUUCAGACAAUCUGAGGGAAGUUAGGAAACCCAAAUUACCUUUUUUCUUUUCUUUUUAACUCCACAAAGACAAAACUCCAUUUUUCACAUUUUCUCAUCAUUUCUUUAAGCUAAAAAUUCAAUAUUUUUCCUUUAAUCCCCACUCUUUAUUUCUUGAAAAUAGCUAAAAAUCCUUAAUUUUUUUUUGAUUUUUCCCAUUAGCUUCAGAAUUUUUGCCAGUUUAAUGCUUCUGUAUUUUCUGUUCAGCUGGUAAGAUUAUCAAAAGUACUUAAAAGCUUCAUUCUUUUUUAUUUUAUUUUUUCAUUUGGGUUCUGUUUUUUUUAGUCUGUUUUACCCCACCCCUCUCAAAUUUAUCUGGUUUCUAUAAUUUUUUAUUUUUAAUUCUGGAGUGAUUUAAGCAUAUAGGUUUAUAAGUUAAAGGUGAAAACUUUGUGUUGUGUUGUUAGUUUUUUUUAUUUUUUUUGAAGGUUUCUGGAGUGAUUUUGGUGUCUUAAUUCUGGAGUGCUUUUUGGCAUUCUGAAUAUAGAAAAAUUAUGGCUUUAUGAGUAAAAGAUUCAACUUUGUGUUGUUUUGUUAGUUUUCUGAUAUUUUUGAAGAUUUUUUGCUUUUAACUGCAGGAAGAUGAUGAUAUUUUUUUGUUAGUUUUCUUGAUUUUCUGAUUUUUAAUUAGUAUUUUGUUAAAAAAAAUUCUCAAGUGAUCUUUAUUUUGGUGUUUGGAUUAUAGGAAAAUGGUGGGUUUUUGAGUACUAGGUAAAAUAAAAAAGAAUUUUUUUUUUUCUUUUGGGGUGAUUUUCUUGUUGAAAAUAUUUGAGUUAUGGAGGGAAGAGAGAAUAUGAGUAUGAGUGGAGUAACAGUAGUGGGAUCAGAUGCACCUUCAGAUUACCACGUGGCACCUAGAACCACCACUGAAUCAGCAGCUCAAAUGGUGGUUAUUUCACAAACUCCGGUCACUGCCACGGCGGCCGGCGCCAUAACCGGCGGCGGAGCAAUAGUGGUAGCGAAGAAGAAAAGGGGUAGACCAAGAAAGUAUGGACCAGAUGGGGCACUGUCACCUAAGCCGAUAUCGUCAGCGGGGCCUGCGCCAUCGCCGGUGAUUGAUUUUUCUGUGGAGAAACAACGGGGGAAAAUCCGGCCAGUUGGGUUGGUUAGUAAGCCUCAUAUGCCUAAGCUGGAUGUUGAAAAUUCAGGUGAAUGGGUCUCAUGUUCUGUUGGUGCUAAUUUUACACCCCAUAUUAUCACCGUUAAUACUGGAGAGGAUGUCACUAUGAAGAUUAUAUCGUUCUCUCAACAAGGACCUCGAGCAAUAUGCAUCCUCUCAGCAAACGGUGUAAUUUCAAGUGUUACGCUACGUCAACCUGACUCUUCCGGUGGCACAUUGACGUAUGAGGGACGGUUUGAGAUACUGUCAUUGACUGGAUCAUUUAUGCCAUCUGAGACGGGAGGAAUGAGAUACAGAUCCGGGGGAAUGAGCGUUUCUCUAGCAAGCCCUGAUGGACGUGUUGUUGGAGGUGGAGUUGCCGGUCUACUAGUUGCCGCCAGUCCAGUGCAGAUUGUUGUAGGCAGCUUCCUUGCUGGAAAUCAACACGAGCAGACGACCAAGAAAAACAAAUUGGAGCCUAUAAUAGCUGCUGUUCCUCUAUCUAGUGCAGAAAAUGAAGACACUUAUAAUCACUCUUCUGCAAAACAAAUUAUGCCAACUUCCUCAAUUAACUGGUCGUCGUCGUUAGCCCCCGACUCGAGAAAUAAGCCAGCUGAUAUCAAUGUAACUCUGCCUGCAUAGGGUAUACCUUUCACAGUUCAUAUUGAUCCUUAAUUCUCACAUCCAUUUGUUGUUAAUUUGUCUGUCAACCUCUUACCGGAGCAUGUCAUUUUCCGACGAGGUUUGUGUAGUAAUUUGAACUAGUGUUCCACUUAGUUCUUUUCUUUGGUCUUUUGUUGUAGAAUUUUAGAUGUAUAAUUGGUCCCAGAAAUGAAUUUCAUCUUAGUUAAAGGCUUUAUGUUUAGUUUUAGCCUAUGUUGCGCAGACUUUACAAAAUGAUGUCGCACCCAUGUCGGAUCCUCCAAAAAUACAAUACUUUUGAAGGAUGCGAUACGCGCCUGACAACAUUUUCGGAGAGCCCGAGCAACAUAGGUUUUAACAGGUACAAUUGA
Nicotiana tabacum (common tobacco) is the source of this 2159-nucleotide messenger RNA. RefSeq names its product AT-hook motif nuclear-localized protein 1. Gene Ontology annotation, molecular function: minor groove of adenine-thymine-rich DNA binding. Lineage: Eukaryota; Viridiplantae; Streptophyta; Magnoliopsida; Solanales; Solanaceae. The record is from RefSeq and is a predicted model, not a curated record.